Pipistrellus kuhlii (Kuhl's pipistrelle) is the source of this 777-nucleotide messenger RNA. It is a transcript of the gene NUDT2, whose product is annotated as nudix hydrolase 2. Gene Ontology annotation, molecular function: bis(5'-nucleosyl)-tetraphosphatase (asymmetrical) activity. Gene Ontology annotation, biological process: AMP biosynthetic process; ATP biosynthetic process. NCBI's taxonomy places the organism in Eukaryota, Metazoa, Chordata, Mammalia, Chiroptera, Vespertilionidae. The transcript has 3 exons. The record is from RefSeq and is a predicted model, not a curated record. The coding region runs from base 141 to 584 and encodes 147 amino acids.
GGCAGCUUUGAGGCGGGUCGAGAAUUUUUCCCCCCUUCAAAUUAUUGGUCGCCCAAAGCGCAGGCGUGCUCUCCGGAUUGGUCGACGUACUCUCCCGUCUCCGUCCACGAGCCACCAACUUCCUCCUCCUGCUUGGGACCAUGGCCCUGAGAGCAUGUGGCUUGAUCAUCUUCCGAAGACGCCUCAUUCCCAAGGUAGACAACACCUCAAUUGAGUUUCUACUGCUGCAGGCAUCAGAUGGCAUUCAUCACUGGACUCCUCCUAAAGGCCAUGUGGAACCCGGGGAAAAUGAAUUGGAAACAGCCCUGCGGGAGACUCAAGAGGAAGCAGGCCUAAAAGCAAGCCAGCUGACCAUCAUUGAGGGGUUCAGAAGGGAGCUCAAUUAUGUGGCCAGGAAGCAGCCUAAAACAGUCAUCUACUGGCUGGCAGAGGUGAAGGACUAUGACGUAGAGAUCCGCCUCUCCCAUGAGCACCAAGCUUACCGUUGGCUGGGGCUGGAGGAGGCCUGCCAGUUGGCUCAAUUCAAGGAUAUGGAGGCAUUACUCCACGAGGGACACCAGUUUCUCUGCUCCACAGUGGCCUGAGCUGAAACACAGUCAUUUGCCUCAGGAGGAUCCUUGAGGGCCUUUCUGAGAUGAACUCACCUUCAGCUCCAGGGAAGGUUGUGCUGGUCUUUGGCUCAUCAUAGCAGAGAACAGACACAUUAUUAUAUCACUCAGAGGCGAGCAGGCAAAAAUCUUAGCUGGGUGGAAAGGAAGGUGAAGGAAGAGGUAUUUU